Molecule: messenger RNA, 1690 nt
Organism: Andrographis paniculata
Lineage: Eukaryota; Viridiplantae; Streptophyta; Magnoliopsida; Lamiales; Acanthaceae
Product: E3 ubiquitin-protein ligase SINAT5-like
Exons: 3
Coding region: 529-1488 (319 amino acids)
Biological process (GO): multicellular organism development; ubiquitin-dependent protein catabolic process
Cellular component (GO): cytoplasm
Molecular function (GO): ubiquitin protein ligase activity; zinc ion binding; protein binding
Source: RefSeq, a predicted model, not a curated record
CAUUUAUGGCCACAUCUUCUAAAGGGGGUUCCUUUUUUUUAAUCUUUUUUCUUUGGCCAGCAGCAAAGAAAUGGGAGCAUGCUUAUAUUUAUGGAAAUCAAUGCACCCUUUGAAGGUGUUUGGGCUGUAUCGUACAUUUGAUUAAUUAGCAUAUAAUAAUAAUUAUUGUUUUUAAUGGCCGAAAAAGAAAAGGGGAAAAGGCCUCCAAUGCCCAUACUCUCUCUCUCUCCCCCCUUCUCUCAAUGUCUCUCUCUCUCUCUCUCUCAAAAGAAACACCAAAAAUAUUAAUUCAGACGAGAAAAGGGAAACUCAAUCAAGAAAAGCACCUUGGCUCUCUCCUCCUCCUCCAUUUUCUUUUUCUUGUUCACCCUCCAAAAAUCUCGAAAUCUGAUGAGAAUUGAUUCAGGGUCAUCAAGAGGAAGGGGAGCCAAGCCAUAGGGAGAAUUUCCCCAAUAUUUCACAACCCUCAUGUUCUAGAAAGGAUUUUUGCCCUUUUGAUUUAAACCCAGAGAAAUUUAAAAAGCAAGAAUGGAAUCCAGCAUAGAAUGCAUAUCUUCCACAGACGGAAUGGAUGAAGAUGAGAUCUCUCCCGCAAAUCCGUAUUCUCAGUUUUCAUCCUCCAAGUCACCCGGCAAUAAUAUUGGCAGCAAUGGCGUGGUGAUUAAUCCAGCCACAAGUGUACACGAGCUUCUAGAAUGCCCUGUUUGCACCAAUUUUAUGUAUCCUCCCAUCCAUCAGUGCCACAAUGGCCACACUCUAUGUUCCACGUGUAAGGCAAGGGUUCACAACCGAUGCCCGACUUGUAGACAGGAGCUAGGUGAUAUAAGGUGCCUGGCUCUCGAAAAGGUGGCUGAAUCGCUUGAACUUUCAUGCAAGUAUUCUUCCCUUGGGUGCCCAGAGGUCUUCCCUUACUAUAGCAAGUUGAAGCAUGAGGCUAUCUGCAGCUUUAGGCCAUACAACUGUCCCUAUGCUGGCUCGGAGUGCUCUGUUGUUGGCGAUAUCCCAUACCUAGUUGCUCACUUGAGAGAUGAUCACAAGGUGGAUAUGCAUUCUGGGUGCACCUUCAAUCAUCGUUAUGUCAAAUCAAAUCCUCGUGAUGUAGAAAAUGCAACUUGGAUGCUGACAGUUUUCCAUUGUUUCGGCCAGUACUUCUGUCUACACUUCGAAGCGUUUCAACUUGGAAUGGCUCCUGUCUACAUGGCUUUCCUUCGGUUCAUGGGUGAUGAAGUGGAUGCUCGGAACUAUAGCUACAGUUUGGAGGUAGGUGGGAAUGGUCGAAAGCUGAUAUGGGAAGGCACCCCUCGGAGCAUCAGAGAUAGCCACAGAAAGGUGCGGGACAGCCAUGAUGGCCUCAUUAUACAGCGCAACAUGGCACUGUUUUUCUCCGGGGGUGACAGGAAAGAACUUAAGCUACGAGUGACAGGGCGAAUAUGGAAGGAACAACAUAGCUUGGAUGGUGGAGCAUGUGUGCCCAAUUUGUGCACUUAGUUAAUAACAAUAAUUAUAACAAGAAGAAUUGCUGCCUAUGCUUCAUUUAUGUCUGGGCUUCAGCAAUCUCUAUCUCUCAGCCAGUCUCCUGUGCUUUAAACCUUCCUUUUAUCUUCUUUGGAUGUUGCCAGUAACAAUGUGUAUUCUUACAUUUCUUGGGAGUGUACUGUUGUUUCUUGAAAAGGGGUUUCCUGUCUAAUUA